Messenger RNA from Centropristis striata (black sea bass), 3322 nucleotides. RefSeq names its product CD247 molecule (gene cd247). NCBI's taxonomy places the organism in Eukaryota, Metazoa, Chordata, Actinopteri, Perciformes, Serranidae. The coding region runs from base 755 to 1204 and encodes 149 amino acids. Gene Ontology annotation, molecular function: transmembrane signaling receptor activity. Gene Ontology annotation, cellular component: membrane. The record is from RefSeq and is a predicted model, not a curated record. Gene Ontology annotation, biological process: cell surface receptor signaling pathway. The transcript is spliced from 8 exons.
AAUUUGAUUUUGAAUUGAUUUAUUCUUUUAUUUAUUUUCUCUUUUUCAUUUUUAUUGAAUAUUAAUUAGUAAAUGCACAUAUCUAUUUUAUAAAUUAUAUUAUUUUAAUUAUUUUUUAUUUGCAUUUCCCCCUCUUAACUUUCCCUUUUUUUUAUCUUACUAUUGCUUUUUAUAUCUUGUAUUUCUGUCUUUAAAACUGUGUCACCGAGGGAAUUAUGACACAGAUAGAGAAAUAAAAAAUAAAUAUAAAAAUUCAACUAAAUAAGUUGUGCAAUUAAUACAAAGGAAAAAUAAAUAAAGCAAAAAAAAAAACAAUAUCACAUUUUAUAAAUAAAUAAAUGCCUACAUUUUAAAAAAACAUUCAAUUUAAUACAUUUAACUGCAUUUUUAAUGUAUGUAUUGUUGUUGUUUAUCUUCUUAAAUACCUUAUAUAUAUAUAUCCUAAAAAUAACAAAAAAUAAAUGAAGACAAAGAUAACUUCAGGCUAGAUUUUUAAAGAUUUACUGCAACAGAAACUAAAGAGAUGAAAAGACAGAGUGUGUGAGUGUGUGGGUGAACAGUACAGAGUGAAAUGUGUGUGUCUGUGUGUGUAUUUGUGUGUGUGUGUGUGUGUGUGUGUGUGUUUGUGUGAGUACCACCUGUCAGCAGCUCCUCACCACUUCCUGUUCCAUUUGAAGACGACAGAAGAAGUCGCAGCAUCGUUGUCUUCAGUCCUUCGUCUCCGUUAGAAGAAUAAAGGUCCUCUUGGUUCGGGAUGGAGCUGCAGAUAUGGACGUGUGUCCUGCUGGUCCUCGCUGCUCUGUGUCCCCCGGCAGAGGCGGCGACGCAAGUGUAUGACCCUCAACUGUGUUACAUCCUUGACGGUUUCCUUGGUCUGUACGGUCUUAUCAUCACCGGGAUGUUCAUCAAGGAGAAGUUCUUCACAACCAAAGUGAAGGAGGAGAACAUCUACAGCGAUCUGCGCGGUCAGGAGGAGGCGCCUUACGCCCCGCUGAUGAAAGGACAUCCUGAAGACGGAAGAGGAAGAAACCGCAGGGCGAAGGACGAUACGUACACGGGCUUGAACCCGCGUACGGAGGAAGCAUACAAGGAACUUCCUGUAAGAGAGCGUCAGAAAAAGGGCGAGCAGGUCUACCAGGGUCUGAGCACGGCCAGCAGAGACACCUACGACUCGCUGCAGAUGCAGCCGCUUCCUCCUCGCUAACGGCGCCCACCGCCUCACUUGUCAGCCAUUGUUGCUGUUUCUAUGGCGACGAUAAGAGGAGGAACCGUUUCACCGUCCAGCUUUUAUUUAGGAGAUUUAAAAGGUUUCCUUGGGAUAUGAGUACAAACAGAAAUCUGUGUUUUUUUAAUUAAAUCAUUAAAAAAUAUCUUAUGGAGUUCCUUCAAUAAGAAAAUUAUAUUAAAUAUAUAUAGCGUUUUAAAAAAUAUUAUUUUUGGAAUCCUAUCGAGUAAAUUCAUUUCUUCAUUAACCCCAAAUUUGUGGUGAAUCUCUUAAUUUUAAAUUUGUCUUUUUAAAGGAAAACGCACUCCAAUAAUAACCGUAUGCAUGAAUUUACACCUCAAGUUUUAAAUACCUACCUUAAAAUAUUACAAUUAUUACACAUUUUAUAAGUGUAUUAAGGCAUUUUAAUGGGAUAAUUGAAAUAUGAUAUAUUAAAGUAAUUUAAAGUAACAUUUGUGUAACCCUCUAUAAACCCAAAUGAAUGACUUAAUUUUCACCUGUUAAUUUGAAAAUUGAAAAAAAUCCUUAACCUCCUUACAUUGUAUUAAUUAGUCUAUAUUCUUCCUUUAUUCUUUCCUCUUUAAACACCCUUUAAAAUUUAAAUGUAUUCAUUUCUCCAUAAUAUCCAUCUAUUGACCCCAAAUUAUUUUAUAAAAUUUUCAAAAAGUAAAUAAUGAAAAAAAAACCCAACAACUUCUAAGGUAAUUUUUUUGUACAUUUUAUCUCUUGAAAAAAACCCUUAACCUUUUUACAAUUUAUUAAUCCUUCUACACUUUACCUGCAUGAAGUAUUAGAUAUGUAUUAUACCAAUACUGAAUGAAAAAAACUCUUAAAAUAUCACAAUUAUUACACCUUAAAUUUGAUUAGAUUAAACAGCAGAAAGAUUUGGGUUGGGUUAUUUUGGGACUUUGUGUACAUAUUUGUGAAAAUCCAAAUAAGUCUUCAGGAUCAAUCACUUAAAAAAUAUAAAAUGAAUUAGUAAUUAAUUACUUAAUAAAAUGAGAUUAAAAAAAAUAAAACAGAUUAAAUUUUGGUUGAACUUGAAACUUUGUUGAUUUUAGAGACUUAUGUACAAAAUAUAAAUAUAAUAUUAAUAGUUUCACUGUAUCAUCUUGAAGAAAUAUCAGGUGAAUUAUACAUGUAAUUUGACUAAACACGACAAAUUAUUUUCUUUGAAUGUUUAAAGCUUUUUAUGUUAAAUAACCAAUUUUAUUGCAGAAAAACAUAUAUAUCUAAAACUCAAAACAAGACUUAAUAUUUGUUGUAUUGGUACUUUCAGGUUGGCAAAACAAAGAAGCAUUUUCUAACUUUAAAUGUUUAUCUGGAUUUGUAUUGAUGGAGAUGUAAACAACCAGCAGCUGAUUAUCAUUUAUCAUAAUUCUCGACUUAAAGCUGCACUCGUAUGGAGUUCAAUAUUGAAAUUUUAAAAAAGGUAUACAUUUAUAAAUCAUCAUCACAGAUGAAAUAUAAACAUAAAAUUGUAAAUAAAAACAAUUAAAAAAAAUAUUUCAGCUUAUUUUAAUUCAAUUGCAGCAGUUUUUAUAUGAAAAUGUACCAAAAAAUAAAUGAAGGUAUUAAUUAAAGUUUGUGUUUUAAUUAGCUUCUUUUUUUUCACUUACCUUUGUUUACCUUUCUUUUAGGAUCAUAUAUAAAUAAAUACAUUCAUAGAUUAAAAAAUAAAUAGAUUUGAUAUUUAAUAAAAUUAUUCAAUGAGAAAAUUUUAAUUAAAAAAUUAAAAUAUGGAUGGAAAUAAAUAAAUGAACACAAAAGUAAAUAAAUAAACAGAAAUAUAAAUUUCACAUUUAACAAUUAAUUGAUUAAUGCCUUCAUUUAUUUUUUUAUUUUUUGGGGCAGCUUCAGUUUCAUAUAUUCAGACAAUAUAAAAAGAAUUGUAAUUGUAUUUUGCAGCUUUAAGCUUUUUAUUAAUUUUACUAGGAAGCUUUGAUUGACCUGAUGUCACUUUUCAAAAACCAAUGAUGAGUUUGGUUCUGAUAUUUUCCUGAGAAUUGUUUCUAAAUGAAUAUUUUGCUUGUUAUGUUUGCUCAAGUUUAUUUCUGUUAUCAGUGUAUUAAAAACAUGUCUUAAUAAAUCUAACUU